UUUUGUCGUUUUACCGUCAGCUGUCACAACAUAACCUGUAUUUCGGAUAAUAUUUUUGAAUUUUAUUCGUAAAUAUUAGUUUUUCGGAACAAAAAUGAACAAAUUGACGUCCUACACAAUAAAGGAAAUACAUAAAGCGUAUCGAGAUAAACUUUUAACGCCAACAAGCUUCGUGGACUUAUGUUUACAAAAAGCGAAACAAACCAGUGAAUUAAAUGCUUUUGUUACAUUAACGGAAGAUAUAGCGGAAAACCAUGGCAUUCAAAGUGAAAAGAGGUUUUAUAUCGACAAGAAUUCGAAGCCUUUGGACGGCAUUACAAUCGGCGUGAAAGACAAUUUUUGUACGAAUAAUGUACGAACUACUUGUGCUUCCGAAAUGUUACGGGAUUUCGUUCCUACUUAUGAUGCGACUGUAUAUUCAAGAUUGAGGGAAUCCGGAGCAUGUCUGGUGGGGAAGACUAACUUAGAUGAGUUUGCUAUGGGAGCAGGAACUAUAGACUCUAUAUUUGGUCCGACGAGGAAUCCUUGGGGAUAUAAAAGGAAUGAUAAUUCAUGGAGAAUAGCUGGUGGCAGUUCAGGAGGCAGUGCUGUUGCUGUGAGCUCUGGUGCAUGUGUCGCAGCCCUAGGGUCAGACACUGGAGGAUCCACGAGAAAUCCAGCAGCAUUAUGCGGCAUUGUUGGCCUCAAGCCAACAUACGGAUUAGUCUCCCGCUAUGGUCUGAUUCCUCUGGUAAACUCCAUGGAUGUCCCUGGUAUACUUACUAGGAACAUUGAUGACGCAGCGAAGAUACUAAAUUGUAUAGCAGGACCGGAUAAUUUAGAUUCUACAACAAUCAAAAAGAAAUUCAAGCCAGUAACCAUGAAAGAAGAAUUUGACUUAACACAUGUUCGAAUUGGGAUACCUAAAGAAUACCACUGCGAAGGAAUGAGCCCUGAAGUCUUAGAUACUUGGAGAUUCGUUACAGAUCUGCUUGAAAAUCAAAAAGCUGUUAUCAAAACAGUUUCUUUACCGAAUACUUCUGUAUCUAUUGCAGUUUAUUCCAUUUUAAAUCAGUGUGAAGUUACUAGUAAUAUGGCGAGGUAUGACGGCUUAGAAUAUGGUUUAAGAACAAGUGAAGAUUACUCCACUGAAGAACUGUAUGCAUCUACAAGAUCCCAAGGCUUCAACAACGUAGUUCGUUCAAGGAUUUUCUCAGGAAACUACUUCUUAUUGCGACAAAACUAUGAAAAGUAUUUUAUAAAAGCUUUACAACUACGCAGACUGAUUUCUGAUGAUUUUAAAAAGGUAUUUAAAGGUGAUGGUGCAGUGGAUAUUUUGCUGACUCCGACUACUUUGACAGAUGCACCAACGUUUGAAGAGUUCUCGUCGAAGCACAAUAGGGAUCAGUGUGCAUUCCAAGAUUACUGUACUCAACCAGCGAACAUGGCUGGUAUUCCAGCAUUAUCCAUACCAAUACGUCUCUCUAAGAAUAAGCUACCAUUGUCCCUACAACUAAUGGGCCCAAAUUUAUCAGAAGAAUUAUUACUGAAUGUUGCAAAGAAAAUAGAAACUAUAGUGCAGUUCCCUAGCUUGGAAUCUGUUAAUUUAAACUAGCUAAAUUUAUUUUAUUAUGUUUAAAAAGUAGGUGCCUAUUUUAUGUUUAAUAAAGUGUGUUAUAUACAGAGAAAAAUUGUGUUCUUGUUU
This is a messenger RNA of Pectinophora gossypiella (pink bollworm), 1684 nucleotides long. RefSeq names its product glutamyl-tRNA(Gln) amidotransferase subunit A, mitochondrial (gene GatA). Bases 95 to 1594 code for a protein of 499 amino acids. NCBI's taxonomy places the organism in Eukaryota, Metazoa, Arthropoda, Insecta, Lepidoptera, Gelechiidae. Gene Ontology annotation, cellular component: glutamyl-tRNA(Gln) amidotransferase complex; mitochondrion. Gene Ontology annotation, biological process: mitochondrial translation; glutaminyl-tRNAGln biosynthesis via transamidation. Gene Ontology annotation, molecular function: glutaminyl-tRNA synthase (glutamine-hydrolyzing) activity. The record is from RefSeq and is a predicted model, not a curated record. The transcript has a single exon.